GCACAGGUACACUGGAGCGAGCGGCGUGAUGACGUCAUGUGAAGCACCUGUGUGGGGGAGGAGUCAGAACACCGCGGAAGCUGAGGAGGAACGAGGCCCAGCAGCAGCAUCAGCCGGGCUCAAGCAGGAACGUUUUAGUUACGACCUAUGGUUUUCCCAGGAAAAACCUCUGUUUAACUUUUUUUUCUUGGUUCUUUUCACUUUGUACGUGAACUUAAGGCCACAUUUGUGCUCAGGGUUGUUUUAAUUAAGCGCGUCUCGUCUGGUGAAGUGGAGCACAAUGAAGAGACUUAUAGUGGCGCCGCUGCUUCUCAGUUUUCUGCUCUCAGAAGUAUUUUCGGUUCAGGUGACGGUGCCUAAGACGGAAUACGGUACAGGUCUCUUUGUCCCGAUCACGCUGCGCUGUGACUAUUCCACUUCAGCUAACCUUCAGAGCGUGCUGGUCACCUGGCUCUACAAGUCUUUCUGCAAAGACCCUGUGCUGGACUACUACUCCACAGCCUACCAGGCUGCUCUGCAGAUGGGUCAGGACCCGUCCAAUGACUGCCCAGAUAGCCAGCGCACCAUCCGGACUGUGGCUCAGAAAUACGGCACCAACGAGGCCACACUGGGUCCAGAAUACAGCGGGCGCAGAAUCACCAUCCAGAACAAGGCAGACCUGGUGAUCACAGAGGUGAUGUGGUGGGACAAUGGUGUCUAUGUGUGCUCUGUUGAUGCUCCUGGAGACACAAGUGGAUAUCCAAACCAAUAUAUCAAGCUUGUUGUUUACGGUUGGCUGACAGUACUCUUCUUAAUCAUCGGGGCCCUCCUCCUCAUCAUCCUCUUUUGUAUUUGCUGCUGCCAGUGUUGCCCUCAGAAAUGCUGCUGUUAUGUCCGUUGCCCAUGCUGCCCACAAACCUGCUGUUGCCCUGAGAAAAUGGUGAUGCAGCACAGGAUGAUGAAGGAGGCCGAGAAGGCCAUGAGCUCCUGGGGUCAUGGACAGCCGGUCUACGCACCCCUGAGCACUCAUAGCUCUGCAUACCAAAUGAAUCCCAUAAUGUAUGCAGGUUCAGCAUCAGGAAAGAUCCCCAUGUCCCCCAUUCCUCCCAUGCCCCUCCCACCUCCUGCCCAUCCCGUCCACAUGCCCGUCCACAUGCCCGGCCCCAUGCCCAGCCACAUGCCCGGCCCCAUGCCCGGCCCCAUGCCUGUUGCUAUGUCCGGCCCCAUGCCUGGAUCUAUACCACCACCCAGCAUGCACGGCAGGGACAGUGCCAACAAAGUGCUGGAUUACCUGGAGAACCAGGUGAGGGACAUGGAUGUCACCAACCCCAUGAUCCCACCUCCGCCCGUGCACAUGGCCCACAAUGUGCCGUUCUCUGCUGGCCCACCCAGCAUGCUUUCUGGGCUGGAUGAUGGUCCUGCCUCCCGCCGGCAUCGCCCGGCAUACUCCAGUGGCUCAUCCAGCUACAAUCGCCACCGCCAGCCUCCUCCAUCUAGACGCGGCAUGCCACGCAGUCACAGUCAGGAAGACGUGCUGGAUACCCGGAGCCAAGCAUCUUAUCGGCCUCGUUCACGAUCCAGAGAAGACCUGCUGGAGAACAGUAGAGGAUACUGGGACUCUGCCAGUGAUGACAAUGGCAGAAGAGCAGCUGGAUCUAGAGGUGGAGCCCGGGGUGGAGCCAGAGGCGGAGCCUGGUCUGACUACCCACCCAGCUACAGCGAGUAUGAGCCAGGCCAGAAGCCGACAAGGCAACCCGAACGCUUCUCUGCAAAGAGCUCAGUGAGUGGUGCGAGUGUAGUAAUCUGAAGCUUGUCUGCCUUCCACCAUUAUGGAGACUAUCCCGAAAGCAAGUGCCAAGGACAGCACUGCAUAGUGAAUAGUAUUUGAAGGAGAUAUAUAUAUAUAUAUAUAUAUAUAUAUAUAUAUAUAUAUAUAUAUAUAUAUAUAUAUAUAUAUAUAUAUACAUAUAUAUAAAAUGUGUGUGUGUGUGUGUGUGUGUGUGUAUAUACACACACAUAUAGCUCUAAAACUUCUAAAGAAUUUGAGCAUAUUAAAGAUGUUAAAGAGGGUUUUUGUUUUGUUUCCCCUUAAGUGAGUCAAUCUGUAUAUACAUAAAAGCAUUUGAGCCCUUUUGCCAAUUUUGGGCCCUGCUGAAUUUCAAGGCAACAAAAAAUUCAGUGGCCUGAAGCCUGAGUGUAGAGAUUUUAUGAACACGGUUUUUAACAUAAAACAGUUGCUCAUUUUCUAGUCCAUGAUGUAAUGCUUCUUUACCAGUUGUAUAUAAUGGAAGCUUUUUUUUAUAUUUAAAGGGCACAUCAUGAUUUUUAAAGCUGUUUUGUUUACAUCAAUAUAUGAAACUUGUGUAUAUAUAUUUUAAAUGUAUUUAUUCUUGAAAGCAGUUUCUUUUAAAAUGCCUCAAAAGCACACUGUAAGUGAAUAAAGGACAUUUUUUUUAUUCAGUUAGCUUCAGCAAACAGUUAGAUUACAGAAAUGUUUUUCUUUAGUUAAUUGAAGUGAAGUCAACCUAAAUGGUAAAUCCUUGGGUAUCUGUUCUUUACCUGUGUAUUUUUUUUUUUUUUUUUUUUUUUUUUUUUCUUAGCUUUAUUUGUUCUUUACUUGUGUGUGAAUGAUCUUUUGUAGCUUAAUUUUUAAUGAAGACAUACUAUAUUUGCAUAUAAUAUUGGUGAGUUGUCUGACAUAAGCUGAACAAAAAUGUUAAAAAUAAAGAAGGAAAAAAAGUUUGAAUUUAAAAUUCUCAGCAGAGGAAUGGCUGUAAUCUAGCAUGUAUUUGGGGAAGGAUGCAUUUGUGAUUUACUUUGUCAUAUAAACGUUUUCAGGUAUGUCUUUAAUAAAGUUGUGAUUGAA
Messenger RNA from Pangasianodon hypophthalmus (striped catfish), 2845 nucleotides. It is a transcript of the gene ildr1a, whose product is annotated as immunoglobulin-like domain containing receptor 1a. Gene Ontology annotation, cellular component: plasma membrane. NCBI's taxonomy places the organism in Eukaryota, Metazoa, Chordata, Actinopteri, Siluriformes, Pangasiidae. The record is from RefSeq and is a predicted model, not a curated record. Gene Ontology annotation, molecular function: high-density lipoprotein particle receptor activity. The transcript is spliced from 8 exons. The coding region runs from base 281 to 1786 and encodes 501 amino acids.